This is a messenger RNA of Cryptomeria japonica (Japanese cedar), 988 nucleotides long. Its product is annotated as large ribosomal subunit protein eL34. NCBI's taxonomy places the organism in Eukaryota, Viridiplantae, Streptophyta, Pinopsida, Cupressales, Cupressaceae. The record is from RefSeq and is a predicted model, not a curated record. Gene Ontology annotation, molecular function: structural constituent of ribosome. The transcript is spliced from 5 exons. Gene Ontology annotation, biological process: translation; ribosome biogenesis. Gene Ontology annotation, cellular component: ribosome; cytosolic large ribosomal subunit. Bases 296 to 655 code for a protein of 119 amino acids.
ACUUGUUGUGAGGAGAAAAAGCUCGGCAAACCCUAAUUUUUUGUUAAAAGGCUAGACGCAGCUAAACGGUCGUUGAGCCAUCCCUGCCACACGACUGAGCAAAUUUUAACUCGCAACGAAUAUUUUAGGGUGUCGCAUUGGGAAAAAAAAUCUGCUUUGUUAGGGUUUCGUAAUAGUUUUCCUGCAAACCCUGUCAAUUUUUCUCAUUGAUAGCACGACACAAUUUUUGCAGAAUCUUGAGUGUGAAGGAUAGAUUAGGGCUUAGAGGUGGUUGUCAAAGGAAGGAGAGGCAAAGAUGGUGCAGAGGCUAACAUACCGCAGGCGCCACAGCUAUCACACUAAAUCCAAUCAGACUCGAAUUGUCAAAACCCCUGGUGGGAAGCUAAUCUACCAGACUGCCAAGAAGAGGGCCAGUGGACCCAAAUGCCCAGUUACUGGCAAGAGAAUUCAAGGAAUUCCUCAUUUGAGGCCUGCUGAGUACAGGGUGAGCAGGCUGAAAAGGAGCAGGAGAACUGUUAACAGGGCCUAUGGCGGGGUUCUGACUGGUUCAGCUGUGCGAGAAAGGAUUAUCCGGGCGUUCCUUGUUGAAGAGCAGAAGAUUGUUAAGAAGGUGUUGAAGAUUCAGAAGUCUAAGGAGAAGACUACUAAGAGUUAGAAAUGAGGAUAUGAUAGUAUAACAGGCAUUUUUACCUAUAGGUUAUCAAGAUGAACUGUGGUAACCAAAUAUUUUGGUUAAUGUUGAGAAAAGUAGAUUGUUUUUUUGGCCCAAUUAUGGGUAGCUAUGAGCAUACUUAGUCCCUUUCAUCACACAGAGGGCUUGAGGUUUUAUUCAUCUUAAAACGGACAGUAUUUGUCAAUCAUCUACCCGGAACUAUUUUUUUUAAGUACAUUCAAGUGGACUAUAUGUAUUGUAUGCUAGUUGUUCAUUUACAUUGACUUUUUUUACAUGUUUAAAAUUGCUAAUUGAUGAUAAAAAAAUUUAUUCUCA